GCAGCCUUGUCUUCUGCAAGGUUGCACAGGGCAGCACUCGUUUUGGAAAGUCCUUUGGUCUUGAAGACUCAGAAACCUGCUGUUAGCAUGAGAGUGUCCAUCUGUCAUCUCGUCCCAACCAAGCUCCCAGACAAAUAUACACAGAAUUCCAGUUAAUUUGUAAUGAGAAAAUUGCCUUUGAGACACAUGAGCCCAUAUGACCUGCUCAUUCAUGUCUAAAUGCUUCCGGGUUUUUGCUCCAUCCAUGCUUUCCCAUCGUGGAUCCCACUGCUCCCCCGUUAUGCCUCUGUUGUCAACUCUUGAGUUUCUUUAGCUUGAAUUCCCAUUUCCCAGAGCUGCUCAUCCAAAACUAUUACCUGAAGCCCAUUUUAAAUGCCCUCUUCAAAUUUCCUUUGAGCCCUUAAAUCCGAAAUAACCGCGUCCUCAGAACUGUAAGAGCCCAUUGUUCCUUAUACACCACUUUUCACUUUAUCUUUUUAAAAUAAUUAUUUGUGUGCAGGAAGCCAGAAGACCGUCUGCUUGAAACUCCAGAGAUGGAGACGGCCUGAUGCAGGUUACAGCUCUCAAAUAUUCGCUGUGAAAGAAUACCAGUGACAGACAGGGUGGUCUUGGGUGGGUCUCAGAGUUGUAGCCUGCCCACCAGUCGUACAGGGCCGUUCUUUUCCUUUAACCGGACUGUAAACUCCCUGAGAGUAAGUCUGAGUCAGUUUCGCUCUCCACUGCUUAUUCAGCUCCGGCACAGGGUGCAGAGUCAAGCAGAUGCUCAGUAAAUGUUAAAAGAGUUAAUCAAAAAGGGAAGAAAUGAUUGAAUGAAUGAGUCGAUAACUCACCUAUUCUUCCACCGAUGCGUCGGUCGGACAGGUAAUUAACGGAAUUAGCAGCGGCCCAACGGGAUUCCGAGGACUCCGCAGCUCUGGACCACCCUCUGCAGCCCGAGCAAGGGCGGGGCGCCGCGUAAUCCCGCCCAUGCGAAGGCGGGGCUCCCCGAGAAUCCCGCCUACAAAGAGGCGGGUCGUACCUGGAAUCCCGCCCUCCCUGAGGCGGGGCCUGUGGCGCGCGGGAAGAAGCGUAAGCGGCGGCGGGAGCUGGCUGUGCAGCCGACUGACCGCGUCCCUGCAGCUUUCCUCUGUCUUUGGGUAAAGAACGGUGCCCGACGGAUUUGUGUUGCUCCAUCAAGACUCGGGAGGAUGAAAGUCAUUACCUGCGAAAUAGCCUGGCACAACAAGGAGCCGGUGUAUAGCCUGGACUUCCAGCAUGGCACCGCCGGGAGGAUCCACAGACUGGCGUCGGCCGGUGUAGACACGGCGGUUAGGAUCUGGAAGGUGGAAAAAGGACCCGAUGGAAAGGCCAUUGUUGAAUUUUUGUCCAAUCUUGCCCGCCAUACCAAAGCUGUCAAUGUCGUGCGUUUUUCUCCGAAUGGGGAAAUUUUAGCAUCAGGAGGAGAUGAUGCCGUCAUCCUGUUGUGGAAGGUGAAUGAUAAUAAGGAGCCAGAACAGAUUGCUUUUCAGGAUGAUGAUGAGGCCCAGCUGAACAAGGAGAAUUGGACUGUCGUAAAAACCCUGAGAGGCCACUUGGAAGAUGUGUACGAUAUUUGCUGGGCAACUGACGGGAAUCUAAUGGCUUCUGCCUCUGUGGAUAACACGGCCAUCAUAUGGGAUGUCAGUAAAGGACAGAAGAUCUCUAUCUUUAAUGAACAUAAAAGUUACGUCCAAGGAGUAACCUGGGACCCCUUGGGUCAGUAUGUUGCCACCCUGAGCUGUGACAGGAUCCUCAGGGUGUACAGCACCCAGAAGAAACGUGUGGCUUUUAAUGUCUCAAAGAUGCUGUCUGGAAUAGGGGCCGAAGGAGAGGUCAGAAGUUACCGGAUGUUUCACGACGACAGCAUGAAGUCAUUCUUCCGUAGACUCAGUUUUACCCCUGAUGGGUCUUUGCUCCUCACACCAGCUGGAUGUGUGGAGUCUGGAGAAAAUGUAACAAAUACCACCUAUGUUUUCUCCAGGAAGAAUCUUAAAAGGCCCAUCGCUCACCUUCCCUGUCCUGGCAAAGCGACGCUUGCAGUUCGCUGCUGUCCCGUCUACUUUGAGUUGAGGCCGGUGGUGGAAACAGACAGAGCGUCACAGGAGCCGGGCACGGAGCUGGUGCACCUGCCCUACCGCCUGGUGUUUGCUGUGGCUUCUGAAGACUCUGUGCUCUUGUAUGACACCCAGCAACCGUUCCCUUUUGGCUACGUGUCUAACAUACAUUACCACACCCUGAGUGAUGUCUCCUGGUCCAGCGAUGGGGCCUUCCUGGCCAUUUCUUCCACGGAUGGCUACUGUUCGUUUGUGACAUUCGAGAAGGAUGAACUUGGAACACCUUUGAAAGAGAAGCCGGUUUUAAGCGUGGGAACUCCCGAUACAGCAAAGAAAACGAAGAGUCAGCCACACCAGGGGUCUUCGCCAGGCCCCAGGCUGGUAGAGGGGACCCCCAGCAGCCCCUGCACACCCCCGCCUCAGGCAAGACCAUCUCCAGCCCCAGCAGCGCCUUCCGAGGAGAAGAAGGCCCUGCAGCCCAGCACGCAGAAUCCCAAAGCACCCCCAUCCCGGAGGGUCACUCUGAACACGCUGCAGGCCUGGAGCAAGACAACACCCCGGAGGAUAAAUUUACUACCCUUAAAGACAGAGACUCCACCAAAUUCUGUACCAAUUAGUAUAAUCUCCACCCCUUCCACAGAAGAAACUGAACCAGGGACGCCCGGGGACCCUCAGGACAGUCCUCUGGAGCCCAAGCGGCCUCGGCUUGGUGAACACAAAGGAAGUUCCCAAGGUCUGGAGCCUUGAGGAGAUCUGUCUGCUGUUCGAAGGCUGCCAGGUCUGGGGACCCCCGUGCACAGAGAGGGGGGGCUAGGCCGGGGACACCGGAGACCAGUGGCAAUAGGCGGAGCCUGAUGGAUACUCGUGAAUUGUUUACUGUAACAGAAGAUACACAUGGACCAGUUUUUCUCCAGAACUAUGUCUGCACUUGUAUUCAAGACACAUGCUUACCUCGGAGCAGUGAACGUUUUCAUAGACCGGAUCUUCUUUUGAGUUUCUGAAACUGGAGCGGUUCAGCCUUGUCUAGUGUGGAACAGGGAGCCCGUCCUUGAAACACAGGGAAAGUGCAGACGCUUUGCGAGCAGACCCUUCCCAAAGCUGGCAUGAGAGAGGAGAAAGUUAUUUGAGAAGGUUUAUUCUGAUGUUCCCUUCUGAAUAGUUGGUUUUUAGGAGUUAGUUUCCUUUCUGACUGUAAAGGUAAUAAAAAUGCUUGUGCUGGAAAGCUAGCGAGAAUAAAGUAGGAAAAACGGGUCCGAGAUGGGACUCUGCCACCCUCUUCCUGCUGGAAGGAACCAUGUUGCUAUGUUGGCAUAUUUAUUUAUUUUUUUUCCCCAGGGAGCGAGUGGAGAUUUCCCUUUAGAGUUUGGUAUCCAAAUAGGUUAACUUUUCAGAUUGAUUUUUCAGAAUAAAAGAACUUUUCCUGA
Messenger RNA from Acinonyx jubatus (cheetah), 3496 nucleotides. It is a transcript of the gene CHAF1B, whose product is annotated as chromatin assembly factor 1 subunit B. Gene Ontology annotation, cellular component: nucleus; CAF-1 complex. The record is from RefSeq and is a predicted model, not a curated record. NCBI's taxonomy places the organism in Eukaryota, Metazoa, Chordata, Mammalia, Carnivora, Felidae. Bases 1188 to 2819 code for a protein of 543 amino acids. Gene Ontology annotation, molecular function: protein binding. Gene Ontology annotation, biological process: nucleosome assembly; DNA replication-dependent chromatin assembly. The transcript is spliced from 14 exons.